Impatiens glandulifera is the source of this 1089-nucleotide messenger RNA. Its product is annotated as myb-like protein B. NCBI's taxonomy places the organism in Eukaryota, Viridiplantae, Streptophyta, Magnoliopsida, Ericales, Balsaminaceae. Gene Ontology annotation, molecular function: RNA polymerase II cis-regulatory region sequence-specific DNA binding; DNA-binding transcription factor activity, RNA polymerase II-specific. The coding region runs from base 1 to 1089 and encodes 362 amino acids. Gene Ontology annotation, cellular component: nucleus. The record is from RefSeq and is a predicted model, not a curated record. Gene Ontology annotation, biological process: regulation of DNA-templated transcription. The transcript has 3 exons.
AUGUAUGAUCAAGAUUUUCAUGAGGUGGAACGAUCGAUUAAUAAUCCAUUCUAUGCCUUACCAAACGUACCCUUAAGUCUCGAUCAAGACUUCAUGAUUUACGAUGAUGCCAAGUUAUUCAUGGAGAAGGACAUUACCGAGGGAAGUUUCUUAACAAAUCAAAACAUUGAACAAGGUAUUGGUGAUUCUAUUGUUGAAGAUGUGACGGAGACAGUUCCUAUCACGAGACAAAGAUUAUGUGAAUCUAAUUUUAGGGAAGAGACAGACAUUAUGUGUGAAUCGACUUUUAAGGAACUCCUCCGUGGUGAUAAUCAGGAGUUUAGUUUUGUGAUAGGUGACGAUGGUGGAUCGAUCCAUAAUAAUAAUGGAUUCUACCGGCAGGUUGAUAGUACUUUUGCAAAGGAUAUUGUCGUCGAAAAUGAUGGUGAAGCCUCCUCUAAUAUUGUACAAGCAAGUAGGAUUGUGAAAAUGGGGAAAAAAAAAUCUAAUUCAAUUAGAGGCCAAUGGACUAUAGAAGAAGACAGAAAGCUGGUUGAAUUGGUGGAAAAGUAUGGAUUGAGAAAAUGGUCUCAAAUUGCUCGCAUCUUAGAAGGAAGGAUUGGAAAGCAAUGUAGGGAGAGAUGGCACAACCAUCUCCGCCCUCAUAUUAAGAAGGAAACAUGGAGUGAGGAGGAAGACAAGAUGUUGAUAAAGGCCCACAGAGAAAUAGGAAACAAAUGGACGGAGAUCGCAAAACAUCUUCCGGGUAGAACAGAAAACUCCAUAAAGAACCAUUGGAACGCCACAAAGCGUCGCCAAUUCAGUCGACGAAAAUGUCGACGAAUCGUCAAGCAAAGAAAACCCACAUCCAUCCUUCAAGAAUACAUCAAGACCCUCAACGGAUCAGCGCCACCGCCAAAUUCCACUUUAAUAAUAGAUAAUUCUAAUUCCAAUUUCAAUUUUACUUCAGACUCGUUCAACAACAAUCUGACCGUAUUUGAUGAGAAGCUAUUGGAACUGGAGAUUCAUAAUGGAAUUGAUCAUCACCAUAUCCCACCGUUGGAUCAGAUGGUCGAUAUGGCUUCACUUUGGGAAUCAAUCAGUUCAUGA